UAGAGACACAAGCCAAAGUGUGAAAGUGAGAGAAAUUCCAUGGUGGAGAGUCCGGUAAACUUUCUGAUCGAAAAGUUGGCAGCCCUUUUUGACAUUUUCACAUGGCGGAGAGUCCAGUAAACUUUCUUAUCGAAAAGUUGGCGGCCCUUUUUGACAAUGAGGUCAAUCUGUUAAGAGGAGUUCGGGAAGAAGUUGUGUGUUUAAGAUGGGAGCUUGAACGGAUGAGGGCAUUCUUGCGAAUUGCAGAUGCGUUGCAGGAGAGUGAUGAAGAGCUCAGCGUCUGGGUUAAGCAAGUCAGAGAUAUUGCGCAUGAGACCGAGGAUCUUCUUGCGGAGUACACACUUCUCCAAAGACAUAACCAUGGAACUGGGUUCUACGGCUCUCUCUGUAGAUUUGCCUGCUGCAUAAAGAAUGCAAAAGCUUGUUAUCGGAUUGCGGCAGAAUUGAAGAGUGUUAACUUGAGGCUUAGAACAAUCAGCGAGGUCCACAAGAGACUUCGUCAUAAGUUCAGCAGAGUGGAACAAGGUUUGGGCUCAGCCGGUGCUUUCAACACUUGGGAGGAUCAUCGUGACGAUGCCCUUCUCUUGGACAAAUCAGAUUUGGUGGGAAUCGACGGGCGCAAGAAGCAGCUUGUUGGGUGGCUGAUCGAGGGUGGUUUGGGGCGCGAAGUUGUUUCUCUGGCUGGACAAGGAGGGAUGGGGAAGACCACCUUGGCAAAGCAAGUCUAUGACGAUGCAGAAGUGAAAAAGAAUUUUAAAGUACGAGCAUGGAUCACCGUUUCCCAAUCUUUCGAAAUUGAAGACCUCCUCAAGGACAUGGUUGAACAGCUCUACAAAGCAAUAAAAAGAAGAGUGCCACCAGAAGUUGGCAACAUGAACAACAAUCGACUGAAGACAACAAUUAAGAAGCUGCUGCAGAGACAAAGGUAUUUAAUUGUUUUGGAUGAUGUGUGGCACUUGCAUGCCUGGCGUGCCGUGCAAUAUGCUCUGCCUAAUAACAGCUUUGGCAGCAGAGUUGUGCUCACCACACGUAACACCGAUGUAGCCACCACCGCUUGCAUAGAGUCGGAAGGCAAGACAUAUAAUUUGGAGCCUUUGCCCCCAUCAGACUCUUGGGACCUUCUUUGCAGGAAGACAUUCCAAGGCAAUCCAUGUCCUCCUCACUUGGAGGAAAUAUGUAAAUACAUUUUGAAAAGAUGUGAAGGAUUGCCUCUUGCAAUAGUUGCUAUCAGUGGUGUUCUGGCUACAAAAGAUACGCGGAGGAUUGACGAAUGGGAUAUGGUUGCUCGUAGUCUUGGGGCAGAGAUCGAUGGCAAUGACAAGCUCAAGGAUUUGAAAAAGGUUCUUUCUCUUAGUUUCAAUGAUCUACCCUAUUAUCUCAAGUCAUGUUUCUUGUACCUGAGCAUCUUUCCCGAGGAUCAUCUCAUUGAACAUAUGAGGUUAAUCCGCCUGUGGAUCGCGGAGGGAUUCAUCGAAGCAAAAGAAGGUAAAGUAGUGGAAGAAGUAGCAGAUGACUAUCUCAAUGACCUCUUGAACAGAAGCUUGAUGCAAGUUGCAACAACCACAAGCGAUGGAAGGGUCAAAACAUUUCGUAUCCACGACCUUCUCCGGGAGAUCAUCAUUUCAAAAUCAAGAGAUCAGAACUUAGUGAUGGUUGUGAAAGGACAAAAUGUGCAGUGGUCUGAUAGAGCUCGACGCCUGUCGGUACACUACACGUUGCAACAUCUGCUGCCAAAUAGGUCAGUAUCCCAACUACGCUCUCUCUUCAUGUUUGAAGUGACUGAGAAAUUACGCCUGCAUACAUCAUUUCCCGGUGGUUUUCGGCUACUUUCAGUGUUAGAUCUCCAAAAUUCCCAUUUAAAGAAAUUUCCUGUUGAAGUUGUCAACUUAUAUUACCUGAAGUACUUGAGCUUAAGGGAUACCAAAGUGAAAAUAGUCCCAAGAUUUAUUGGGAAGCUUCAGAACUUAGAGACUUUAGAUCUGAAGCAUUCUCUAGUCACUGAACUACCUGUUGAGAUACUGAAGCUCAAACGACUGCGCCAUCUCCUGCUAUAUAGAAGUAAAUUCGUGUCUUAUGAACUGUUCGAUUCUAGAUCCGGUUUUAGAGUUAUGGCAAAUAUAGGAGUUCUGCAAUCCCUACAAAAGCUCUGCUUCAUUGAGGUAAAUCAAGGCAGUGGCAACAUGGUGAAGGAACUGGGGAAUCUAAAUCAAUUGAGAAGGCUAGGCAUUGUAAAGCUGAGAAGAGAAGACGGGAAAGUUCUUUGUUCGUCUAUCGGGAAGAUGACCAAUCUACGCGCAUUGUCUAUAGCUUCAUUUGAAGAGAAUGAGAUCAUAGAUUUGCAACACCUUUCAACUCCUCCGGUAUUGCUUCAACGGCUUUACAUGAGAGGACGUUUGGAAAUGUUACCUCACUGGAUUCCCUCACUUCAUAGCCUUGUCAAGUUGUCUUUCAAAUGGAGCAGGUUAAAGGAUGAUCCACUGGUAUACCUUCAGUAUCUCCCCAACCUUCUUCAUCUUGUACUAUGCCAGGUAUUCAAUGGACACAGAUUGUGCUUCCGAGCUGGCGGGUUUAAAAAGCUGAAGAUUUUGGGUCUAGAUGAGUUUGAUGAGCUCAAGUGCAUACAAGUGGAGCCAGGAGCAAUGACGCUUCUUGAAGAUCUAAGUAUCCGACGAUGUCGGUUUUUGGAGAAGGUUCCCUCUGGCAUUGAGCAUCUAACCAAGCUUAAAUUGCUCGAGCUUUCCAAUAUUCCUGCAGAAUUAUUCAACACUCUUCGGCCCAAUGUGAAAGAUAGCGAGUAUUGGAGAGUGGCUCACAUCCCAGAAGUGUAUUCAACGUACUGGAGAGAAGGAGAAUGGAAAGUAUACUCCUUGGAGAGUUUGAGUGAUGGUGAGAAUUGUCCCCUGCCCAGCACAGUCAUAAAGACCCAUGAACUUCAUACUCGGUGGAAAUAACUUUUCUUACAGGUGGGAAU
Molecule: messenger RNA, 2971 nt
Organism: Morus notabilis
Lineage: Eukaryota; Viridiplantae; Streptophyta; Magnoliopsida; Rosales; Moraceae
Product: disease resistance protein RPM1
Exons: 1
Coding region: 102-2951 (949 amino acids)
Biological process (GO): defense response to other organism
Molecular function (GO): ADP binding
Source: RefSeq, a predicted model, not a curated record